ACAGGAAAAAUUCUUCUUAUUGCCCUUGCUGUGACUGGUUUUGUAGUGUUAGUAGCUUUGAUUUGCUUCGUUUACUGUUGCUGCUGUCGAAGAAAAAGAAAUAGUAGGUAAGGGGCAGAAUUUUCAGGGCCAAAUCAUUUAUUUUUUUUCUUUCCUUUUUAAGAAAGGUCGACUGCCCCCUUCCCAGACGUCUCCCUGGCGUUGUAAAUUUGCGCGCAAGGGAAGGCGGGAAGGCGAAAAGGCGAAAACGCGCGAGUCGACAACUUCCAGUUACUCGUUCGCCUUUGAUCGCGACCAAAAUGCGGAAAACGAAGCGCCCAAGGGGAAGUCCUGUCCGCCGCUUUUUAACUUCUUGUUAACAGCCCAAAGCUAGGCAAAUUCUCAGUUCAGGGAGAUGCGAUGUUCUCGAGCCAGCGUCGGACGUAACUGUUAUCAGCUGCAAACUGCUCUCAACUUUUAGCCCAGUCCAACCGGCUCUUCAUUUCAACACUGACGAAAAGUAGCUUAGGUACAUCAGGAGCCCAUAACCCGAAAUACUUAGCUUAUGCAAAAGAGUUUUGGCAGACCCGUUCAUUUUAGCAUCAUUUUUUAGUUUUUAUUUUUUUUCCCGCGAAAAUACAAGCACGUUACGUAUGCCUGCGCAUCCACAGUACGAUAAUAAAAAAAAGAAAACGUAAAUGCAUUUAAAAAAAAAGAAAUGCUAUUUUCUUGUCUCCGGUUUUUGUUGACGUAUUUGUAAGACUUAUUAACUAGUCAAAAUUGUUGGAAAAAUUAUCUAAAACUUGGUCUGGAAAUCGCCGUGGUAUGGGUACAUGUACCACACUCCUAGUUACAUGUAUAUUUGUUCAUGAAUCACAUUGAACGACCUUGUCAAUACUCACCUUCAUCUCUCAAGCCUAAAUCGACCAUUUUUGGGGUCCGUGAAUCGAGAUGUAUGAUAUACUGGAAAACUGUUCUGUGAAUCAGUGAUUGAAGUGCACUCCGUGAUACCUGAACUGCCAAAAUCCUCGAAUGUUUCGACUUGGACAUUGAAGAUCAAUCGAAUAAAAAAAAAUCAUAUAAUUUGGUCAAACGGCCUUAACUACCAUCUGGUGGCUUGACUUAACUUCACUUUCGAGUCUUUUGAUGUAAAUUCACACGUCAGUGCGAUCAGACCCACCUACUGGCUUCCUUAGGGAAUUUAUAGCAGCACAGUGCUUCCUUUCUAAAAUAAAUAUAAGCGAAGCACUCUGUUUUACAAAUUGGGGCUAACGUGACAUUUGACAUUUUGUACAACCUCUGUUUUUAAGAAGCGUGAAAACGUAAGUAUUUGUUUUGUGACUCGUGAAAGCCAAAAUUCUUAUUCGUGAACUCGUGAUGAGAACCCCCACCCCUCCCCUCUUGCUCCUCUCUACAUCAGUGUGCUGAAGUUUUCCACUUACAUUGUUUGUUAAUGUGAAAAAUACGAUCUCAUGAAAUAUUUGUUUCAACCCAGUAAAGAUGAAAAGGAAGAUGCUAAGUUACGUAAGCAGCGAAAGGACUUGAGGGAAAGACAUAAAGAACGGUAUGCGUAUGCUCAAAAAAAUGCUGAUAAGAUUAAUUAGAAUAUGAUCGAUUUAAAAAUGUAAAUGUGUGGAAUUACACUUAACUGCUGUACAGACAUUUUAGUCAAAUAGUUUCAAACAGUAAUUUAGCUUAUAAUAUUAUUACAAAACCCAACUGGCAGGAGAUAAACCAGGUGGUUAUUUUUCACUGCAUGGUCGAGAAAGCAAACUCGAGACCACCGGGAAACGAAUCCAGCCAGCGACACUCGAACUCGAUGAGGAUCUCCCAAUUCCCCACUCCAGAAACAAUAGGAGAAAUUUGUAAAAGCUUUUUGGGCAACGAUUUCUGAGAUAGUUUGGGUGGACAACGGUUACUUAUGAUUGGUUAAUGGUGACGACCACAAAUAUCAACGACCACUCAUAACUGACUUUUGCCCACCUAAAUGAUCCCAGAAAUCACCGCUCUCAAAGCUUGUACCCAUUCCCUUCAGAGUCUUUGAAGUAGGGAAUUGCUCGUCCUAAGCUCUUGCCAUUCGGCCACGGCCAAAACGUUUUACGCGUGUGCAGAGGUUGUUGUUGUUGUUGUUUUUGUUGCUGUUUCUUAUCAACUGCUAUAUUGCUAUUGGUUUUUGGCGUUCUCAUUAGCGUCGCCGUCGCCUUCGAUAUAAACUUUUAUCAAUAAAUUUAUUCCAGUAGUUAACCAUUGGUCCAUUCAAGUAAAUUCACCAUAUCGCGAUGAAUUCGAUUAGAAGGAGUUAAUAGGGAAAAAUACAUAGGAAACAGGACUUUGAAGCACAUCGCUGCCCUCCGCAAGCGCGCUAGAGGGAGGUACUGGAAAGGACUUCUUUUAUUAACCAAGCCACUGCGAGCGACUUUACACGAGAGAACAACGCUGAUCUUUUAUAUAAUACCUUUUCGUUAUAUCAACAGAUAUAAACUAAAGAAUAUUUUAAAAUUAUGUUUAAUUCUCUUCAUAUCUUUUUACACUACAGUAAAUAAACUAGUUGUUAUUUUAAAUUCCAAGAUAGAACAAAAGGUCAAACAGUUGUGUCAGGAUUCACCGCCGCUGAAUGACUUAAAGAAUCACACUUUAUAUUUUUUUCCCGAGGAUGUGAAUACAUUUUAAUUCUCUGUAAUUACCUCAGAUACUCGGUCAUUUAGUGAUACUCGCGUCUCAUUUAGUGAUUUCCUCCUGUCUAUUACAGCGAAAAAGAAAGACGCGAAAAGCGUGAUGAGACCAGAAAGAAGUAUGGUAAGUAG
Messenger RNA from Porites lobata, 2783 nucleotides. The record is from the annotation of a GenBank genome assembly. Lineage: Eukaryota; Metazoa; Cnidaria; Anthozoa; Scleractinia; Poritidae.